AAUGAUGAUAUUGAAACAGAUAUUAACAAAUUAAAACCCCAGCAAGUACCAGGACGAACAAUAGAAGAACUGAAAAUGUAUGAACACCUCUUCCCUGAGCUUGUUGAUGAUUUUCAGGACUAUGACUUAAUCUCUAAAGAACCCAAACCUUUUGUGUUUGAGGGGAAAGUGCGAGGUCCCAUUGUUGUUCCCACAGCUGGAGACGAAGCAUCUGGGAAUUCAGGUAGUGUAAGGAAAGGCACGGUCAUGAAGGAGAAAGGAGAGGACUCCAGGGAAGAUGGCAAGGGCAGCAGCAGGACACUGCCGCCGCAGCUCGGUGCUCAGAACACAGCUGCCUCUCCAGCCCACAACGACCUUGUGAAGGCCUUGGACCGCAUCACCCUGCAGAGUCUCCCUUCACAAGCGGUGGGGCUGAGGAAGGAGUAUGGUCUCCCUCUCACGGUCCUCUCCUGCACAAAAGUGUGUGCACAUGCGGCUACGUGUGGAAGUAUUCUUUUUGAGGGGCGGACAGUACAGCUUGGGAAGCUAUGUUGUACUGGAGUUGAGACGGAAGAUGAUGAAGAUACUGAGUCCAGCUCCUCAAUAGAACAGGUUUCUGUGGUUGAAGGUGCCAAUGGAUCAACUCUCCAUGACCCAGAACUGUAUAUUGAGGUUGUGAAAAAUACCAAGUCUGUUCCAGAGUAUUCAGAAGUGGCUUAUCCUGAUUAUUUUGGUCACAUUCCUCCUCCCUUCAAAGAGCCUAUUGUAGAAAGGCCUUACGGUGUACAAAGGACAAAAAUUGCCCAAGAUAUCGAGAGGCUGAUACACCAGAACGAUAUCAUAGACCGGGUGGUGUAUGACUUAGAUAACCCUAACUAUGCCCUACCAGAAGAAGGAGAAUUUUUGAAGUUUAACUCAAAAUUUGAAUCUGGGAAUCUGCGCAAAGUAAUUCAAGUUAGAAAAAGCGAGUAUGAUCUCAUUCUGAACUCAGAUAUCAACAGUAACCAUUACCAUCAGUGGUUCUACUUUGAAGUCAGUGGGAUGCGGCCAGGUGUUGCGUACAGGUUCAACAUCAUCAACUGUGAGAAGUCCAACAGUCAGUUUAAUUAUG
Molecule: messenger RNA, 1090 nt
Organism: Psammomys obesus (fat sand rat)
Lineage: Eukaryota; Metazoa; Chordata; Mammalia; Rodentia; Muridae
Product: cytosolic carboxypeptidase 1-like
Exons: 5
Biological process (GO): protein side chain deglutamylation; C-terminal protein deglutamylation
Source: RefSeq, a predicted model, not a curated record